Molecule: messenger RNA, 4114 nt
Organism: Diachasmimorpha longicaudata
Lineage: Eukaryota; Metazoa; Arthropoda; Insecta; Hymenoptera; Braconidae
Gene: Pka-R2
Product: cAMP-dependent protein kinase type II regulatory subunit
Exons: 8
Coding region: 870-2018 (382 amino acids)
Biological process (GO): negative regulation of cAMP-dependent protein kinase activity
Cellular component (GO): cAMP-dependent protein kinase complex
Molecular function (GO): cAMP binding; protein kinase A catalytic subunit binding; cAMP-dependent protein kinase inhibitor activity
Source: RefSeq, a predicted model, not a curated record
UUCGAGUCUCCGGUCGUUUGAAUCCCAACUUUGAAUAAAAUGAAAUUGGCGUUUUUCAAGUCCAACAAAAUAGUCUGAAAUUCUCAUAAAUUUUGCAUGAAAAAUCACGAGAAUUGAAUGCAAGCGUGUAAAGCCGGUCAUUCCUGCGAUAUAUUCCAUACCCCCAAUAGAUAAAACUUUAUCAUCCACAUAAUCGGGAUUACAGUUAACUUCCGCUCGAGUCUCUCCGAUUGGUGUCUGUCCGCCAUCUUUUUAGGGCACAAAGAGUAGGAGAGAGAGAGGAGGGGUGGGUAGAUCUAAAAAAAAAAAGACGAGUGCCCGUGCCACCGCACGUUCGUGGGUGUUGUACGAAUAGAUCUGAUUCUACACCACAUAUUCGUCAUCAGCCAAUAGUGAGACGAGUUAUUGCAUCGACGAAUUGUUUAAUCCAUCAUUAAUUGGUGAUUCGUGUGACGGUGAAUUCAGUGUAUCGUGAAGUUGUCAGAGGUGAACAGAUCAAUCGAAUUAAUCCCUGGGGAUCGUAUGACGAGCCCACAAAAGAUAAUUACGAUAUGAGCAUUGAGAAAUUGUUGAAAUUCAAUGACUAAUUAAGACUAGACAUUGGUUUGGUCUCUAGUGACAUAAAUAUAUCAUUUUUAGUCAUUUUCUGAGAGAACGACAGUCAGCAUUGCAGCCAGAGGUACAGGGACAGUGUCAAAAAGUGCUCUGAGAGUGAAGAAAGCCUUGAAAUAUCGGUUAAAUUUGGGGAAAAAAAGUGUUCUGGUCUGGUUACAUCGUGAUUCGUCAUAUAGAGAGAGAGUGACCCGGUAGAUACUCGGCGCACGAGUUGACUCUCGUCGGUCUGCUUCGAUUUUCUCCGUUGCGCGACGAUGAGUUGCCCAAGAAACGCUGGCAAGAUCACGGUGCCCGACGAUCUCAGGGACAUACUACUUGAGUUUACCAUUAGUUACCUACUUGAACAGCCCGGGGACAUUGUUGACUAUGCCGUUGAUUUCUUCACUCGUUUGCGGGAAAAUAGACAGACAAUGCUGAUUCAGCCUAAUGCUACUUGCUCGUCGACCCCCGACGAGUCGGUCGACGAAGAGCCACCAGUCGGAAGAUUUGCUUCUCGACGAAAGAGUGUUUUCGCCGAGACUUAUGAUCCUGAGGAGGAUGAGGAGGAGGAAGGUGUCAGGAUGGUACAUCCAAAAAGUGACGAGCAACGGCAGAGGCUGAGCGAGAGUGUGAGGAAUAUUCUGUUAUUCCGUGCACUCGAUAAGGAACAAAUGACAGAUGUUCUAGAUGCUAUGUUCGAAAAGAAUGUUGAACCCGGUGACUUUAUCAUUCGACAGGGCGACGACGGCGACAACUUUUACGUCAUCGAGAGGGGAAAGUUCGAGGUCUACGUCAAAGGUCCAACGGGAGCAGAUACCCUUAUUCACACGUAUGAUAAUGGAGGUGCAUUUGGGGAGCUUGCACUCCUCUACAAUAUGCCAAGGGCAGCUACCAUCACGGCAAUUACUAAGGGAACUCUCUGGGCCAUGGAUCGUCAGACAUUCCGACGUAUAAUACUCAAGUCUGCGUACAACAAGCGAAAGAUGUAUGAGAUUCUGCUUAAUAAAGUUCCAAUGCUCAAGUCACUCCAGAAAUAUGAACGUAUGAAUCUCGCCGAUGCACUCGUCUCGAAGCCCUUCUUCGAUGGUGAACAAAUUAUUCGACAAGGGGACACAGCUGAUGGAAUGUACUUCGUUGAAGAUGGAGUCGUCAGGAUCACCAGAAUUAACGAUAAUGGCCGUGAAGUCGAGAUAAAUCGCGUUCCCGCUGGCGGAUACUUGGGUGAGCUCGCCCUAGUCACACACAAGCCACGAGCCGCCUCAGCAUACGCCGUCGGAAAUGUCAAAUUAGCCUUUUUGGAUGUCGAGGCAUUUGAGCGUCUGCUCGGUCCCUGUAUGGAACUCAUGAAGCGUAAUAUCGAGGACUACGAGGAUCAACUGGUGAAAAUUUUCGGCAGCAAAACCGACAUCUCCGAUAUUCGAUGAAUGUAAUUCCCUCUCCAAGAGUCAUCAUUGCCGGCGUAGGGUAAUAACAAGAAAAAAAACGGUAUAGUAACAUCAUAAUAUUAAGCACAAAAGUCUUUAUCACCUGCUUAUUGAUUUAACGUAUGAAAAAAAGCCUCAUGAAGUUGUUUUUUUUUGUUUGAAAAAAGCACAUGUAAGCGAUUUCAGAACCAAAAAAUCCAUAAAAUGGGUAGAUGGAUGAUUAAUAUGCAGAGCACACUAUUCACACGUACCCUGAAUGCAAUAAUAAUGGGACAGUGAGAGUACAAUCACAUCCAUAGUUGCGUGAAAGCGCACCAUCGAAAAACUUUCUGCUUGAAAAUUCAUAACGAUUCAUAAAAGAGAAAACUUCCUAAGACUGUAAAUCAAUUGGAAAGUAUUACAGUUCUACGACUUUAUUUAAUUAUGUAGUGACAAUUUUUAGUUAAAUCCUAGUAUUUGUGAUCGAUGCUCGAGAAGAAAUAAUUUGAUUAAAUUCAUUUAAUACACGUAUUAAAAAUCCAAAAAACACGACCAACAAUCCUGUGAACGACUAUGAAAUCCAAUAAAAUAACUAUCGCAUUAUAAUUAUAAUUAUUAUAUUGUUAAUGUUAUUGUAUAGGAUUUAAUUCUAGUUCACUGUAUUAUUAUCGAUAAUUUCAUCGAGGUAUUUAUGGUGUCAUGAGGGAGAAUCGGUCAAAAGUCACGUUAAAAAUUUGAGAUACCCUAGGAGAAUCGUAACACCUGCAGGAAUUUCGAAAGUGGUUAGUUAUACAUGAGGUUGAAUGGAAUACUAAUGAUUCUCUUUUCUUCUCGAUAUUAUCGAUACGUGGGCAAUAUAAGAAAAAUUCUCAAAUUACCACAGUUCAAUUUAAGCCCAUGCAUAAGUGAAAAGUUCUAAAAUUAUUUUGAUUUUUACAAUUUUCCGGGGGUAUCGUAGAUUUUCUACACCAUUUGGAAAAAUUUCCAAGAAUUUCUUCACAAACAACAACCAAUAUUCUGAUUUUUUUUAAUUCUCCCUCAUCACGUAUUAAAUUUCUUAAAUAGAUUCUCAUCUAAAAAAAUAUUUAUUGAAUCCAAAGGGCUUUUAAAAAUUGGUUUGAAAUUCCCUGUGUUGAAGUAAUCAAUAAUCGAUAAAUGUCCUAUUAAUUUCAAGAUGGAGGGAGCUAAAUGAAAAAAAAAAAUGAACAAUUAUUGAGAGAGUUAUUAUCACUGAAUUGAAUUACCUAUCUCUCUACUCGUUGUUACGUUGGUACAAUCAUCAUUACGGAGCUUCAUAAGUAAUUAAAAGAUAUCUAACGUUAAAUAUCGAUGGAAAGAUAACAUCUCAGCAAUAGUGGAAUUAAUGUUUUGUGUGAUGUAUAUAAAUUAAGAGUGAUUAUUUAUUUAAUUGUGGAUUUGAAGUUAUCGGAAUUAACAUUUGAGAAUUAUCGGUGUGCAAGAGUCACCAAUGAAAUUGUGAAUUUAAUGAGAGUAUAUAAAGUUUAAAAUUUGAAAAUUUUACUCACCAACAUACAUUCGUGAAUGGGCAAUUUAUUCUCGUUAUAAUUCACCAAUUCACUGGUAAAUUAUUAAUCACCAUAGGAUGUUUAUGUGUUUUCCCUAGGUGAUUAGUCAACUUAUCCAGAAAUAUCAUCAGAUGAUAAAUCAUCCCUUCAACCAAUGUUCUUCCCAAUCCAUAAAAUUUUCAUCGUGAGGCCUGAAAAAAAGGUCCCAACAAUCCCUUUCCCCUUUUUCUCUUCAAUACUCCAUAUCUCCAUUUGAUCCAACAUUGGUUCAUCAAUUCACUAUUCAUUUAUUCAUCUAGCAUUGUCUGCUAUCUUUAGAUAGUUGGAGACAUGGACUAUCCCAAGGGGAGAGGCAAGGGGAUUGUUUAAACCUUCAUUCGGACCUUAAAAAUUCCACUCACGCAUUAAAAACUCAUUUAUCUCAACAACUGCAGACAUAAUCCUCUGCGUUGAAUUUCCAAACCACAAUGGGCGCUGUACAUAGCAUCCUGAUGAUAAUUUGUCAUAGCCUUAACGUAUGCAUUGUGUUGAACAACUCCCGAGUCCUGAAAGUAUUCUCCUGUUAUCAAUAAAUGAAGUGAAAAAUUUUAA